GCAUGUACAACGAAUUUUUGAUUAUUUAGAAAAAAAACUACAUGCCGCACGGCCACUCGCAAACCUUGAAUAAAAAUUUAAUACUGUCGUAAUAGUAUUAAAUAUAUAUUUAAAACGAGAUCGCAGUGAUUUCGUAAAUGUUCAUUUAUUAUCUUCUUAGUUUCGGCACAGAAAACAUGGUUUUGAUAACAUCAAUGAUACGCAAACUGAGUCCUGAGUUGGCCAAAAUUGCCAAAAAUGAGUUGAACGAGAACCCUAAUCAAGUGGCAGAAGAUUUGCGGCAUAUAAGAGAAUGGAUUUCCAAACAGCCGCAUUUAAAAGCUAGAACAGAUGAUCAAUGGCUGAUUGCAAUUCUCAGAGGAUGUAAAUUUAGUUUGGAGCGGGUGAAAACAAAGUUGGAUUUGUUUUAUACCUUGCGAACUACAGCUCCUGAAGUCACGUUGAGGCUUAAACCAACUGAACCGAGUUUUUUUGAAUUUUUGAAGCUUGGAACCUGUGUAAUUCUACGGCAACCUAAAGAUGUUCUUCAUCCUAGCAUCAUCCUAAUAAGAGCGGGGGAGUACAAUCCGGAAAAAAAUAAUGUAGCAGACAUCAUGUGUGUUCUAUAUUACUUAGUACAGAUUUUAGUUAUAGAAAAUGAUAUAGCGACAGUGAUGGGAACUAUGAUAGUAGUUGAUUACGAAAAAGUAACUCUCAGUCAUUUGACGCAAGCCAGUCCAAGCAUAUUGAAGAAACUAGUGGCCGUUAGUCAGGAUUCCCUGCCGCUCCGUUUUAAAGGCAGCCAUCAUGUAAAUGUGCCUUCCGGAAUAGAAAUAAUUUUCAAGCUGAUAUCCGGAUUUUUGGGAGAGAAGGCAAGAAACCGAUUAAGAAUAUACAAAUCUAACGAGGAGUUGCUAAAAAGGUUACCAGAAGAAGCCAUACCAGUUGAAUAUGGUGGGAAGGGUGGUACUAUUAAUGAAUUAAUUGACUAUUGGGCGAGUAAAAUUGAAAAAUACAAGCCAUACCUGGAGCAAGAAUUACAGUUCGGCACAGAUGAGUCCAAACGUGUGAACAACGGUAAAGAUCUCAAAGAUCUCAACAAUCAAGGCUCUUUUCGCAAACUUGACAUUGAUUGUACAAUGACGUCCAUACGGGAAAUUUGCCCCGCUUUGCAAAUCAGGGCACAGAAUGAACUCAAUGAGGUACCAAGUAGAACCUCUUCAGACAUCCAAGCUCUAAGAGACUGGCUCAAAAAGCAGCCACACUUAAAAUCAGUUACUCCAUCGGACCAAUGGCUAAUUGGCUUUUUAAGAGGUAAUAAAUUCAGCUUGGAAAGAAGCAAGGAGAAGCUAGACAUGAGCUACACUCUGCGCUCGGUGUUGCCUGACAUUGCGCAAAAUCGAGACCCGUUUGAUCCUGUUAUACAGGACAUUUUGAAAAUGGGAUAUUAUCUACCCAUUAGAAGUACUCUAACAGAGGACGCUAGUAGGAUUGUUCUAAGCAGAUUCAAUGAGACGUGUAAAAAACAUCAUUUGAUACAAAUUGUGAAAGUGUGUUUCAUGAUUGCAGAAAUAAUGAUAUUGGAAGAUGAUAAUUUUAUUAUAGGCGGUGAGGAUGUCUUGGUAGAUCUCAAAGGCGCUGGAUUGAAUAUAUUUACUCAAUGGACGCCAACAGUAGCCAAACAGGUUUUAACGAUGGUGGAGAAGGCUCUCCCAGUGCGUAUGAGAAGCUGUCACAUUCUACACACUCCUCCAGGAUUUGAAGCCGGAUACGCUUUGCUGAAGGCGUUUAUCAGUGAAAAAUUUACGGAAAGGUUUUUUGUUUACUCUAAAAUGACUGACGCUAUAUACGACAAGUUUCCAAGGAAGGUAUUGCCUGUAGAAUAUGGUGGGGACAAUGGUACUAUACAGGAAUUAAUUGAUCACUGGAAAGUAAAGGUAGAGAGUUAUCGCGAUUGGUUUCUUCUCGAAGCCGAGCAACGUUCAGAGGAAACGCUAAGGCUCGGUGAACCAAAAACAUCAUCCUCUCUGUUUGGUGUGGAGGGAUCUUUUAGAAAACUAGAAGUUGAUUAAAGUUCAAUAUAAAAUAAUGAUUAUUGUAGGGUUUUCUAAAAUGAAAAUAAAUGUUGUAUUUUAUUUUGUUAUUUUUUAAAUAUUU
This is a messenger RNA of Bicyclus anynana (squinting bush brown), 2136 nucleotides long. RefSeq lists its product as uncharacterized. Gene Ontology annotation, molecular function: phosphatidylinositol bisphosphate binding. The record is from RefSeq and is a predicted model, not a curated record. The transcript has 14 exons. Gene Ontology annotation, cellular component: membrane. Lineage: Eukaryota; Metazoa; Arthropoda; Insecta; Lepidoptera; Nymphalidae. The coding region runs from base 138 to 2051 and encodes 637 amino acids.